Molecule: messenger RNA, 1513 nt
Organism: Setaria italica (foxtail millet)
Lineage: Eukaryota; Viridiplantae; Streptophyta; Magnoliopsida; Poales; Poaceae
Product: protein DOG1-like 2
Exons: 2
Coding region: 292-1224 (310 amino acids)
Biological process (GO): DNA-templated transcription
Molecular function (GO): sequence-specific DNA binding
Source: RefSeq, a predicted model, not a curated record
UUGUACACAGUACACAUACGUAGAAAAGAACAACGGGAUUAGAUAAUCAAGAGGCCACGGCCCAAGGGCGAUGCACCAAGCUAGGACGCCCCGGCUCAAGAUUGCCUGGGUCCCACCUCCACAUGCUUACAUGGAACGUUGCCGACCACAUAAACAUUUCUCCUAGAACCUCGUGCUACAUAUGCUAGCACAGUAUAUUUUGUAAGAAAAAUUAACUUGAAUUAAAAGCGUCCGUAAACAUAUAUCAAUUUUGAAAAAAAAAGGCAAAGGAGAACACUGGGGCCCAAUGCAAUGACCGACAUGGGCCACCUCUAUAAAUGGGCCCCUCCCAUCGUUACCUCCGAAGCCACCGUGACAUUGACACCCACCACACCCACAACCACAACGACCGCCAUGUCCACCACCACCCCACCGCCACCGGCGCCACAAGCUCACGGCGGCCGCAAUGGCAGCAUCCCGUCGUUGUCGCCUUCCAACGAGUCCUUCUCCAGGUUCUUCGAGUCCUGGAUCGCCGAGCAGUCCCGCGACCUCGCCGCGCUCCGCGCCGCGGCGUCCGCGGACCCGCCCACCCGGGAGGCCGACCUCCGCCGCCUCGCCGACCGGGUGCUGGGCCACUACGAGCACUACUACCGCACCAAGGCCGCGGCGGCGGCGGUUGACCUGCUCCGCAUGUUCACCCCGUCCUGGACCUCCACCACCGAGAACCUCUUCCUCUGGUGCGGCGGCUGGCGCCCCACCGCCGCGCUCCACCUGCUGUACACCAAGUCGGGUAUGCAGCUCGAGCACCAGCUCCCCGCCUUCCUCAACGGCGGCAGCCUCAAGGCCGACCUCGGCGACCUCAGCGCCGGGCAGCUCCAGGACGCCGACCAGCUGCAACGCCGCACCAUCAAGAGAGAGCGCGAGAUCGAGGACGCCGCCGCGAGCGCACAGGAGGCGCUGGCGACGGCGAAGAUUUUGGAGCUCGCCGGCGGCGGCGGCGGGGUGGACGCGGAUGCGAUGGAGCGGGAGAUGAAGACGAAGGCGGACGGGAUGAAGCGCGUGCUGGAGAUGGCGGACGCGCUGCGGCUGGAGACGAUGCGCGGGGUGGUGGCGCUGCUCCGCCCCGCGCAAGCCGUUCACUUCCUCCUCGCCGCCGCCGAGAUCCACCUCGCCGUGCACGACUUCGGCUGCCGCAAGGACGGGCACGCCGGCAACGCCGCCGCGCCGGCGCCGCAGCAGCCGUAACGGCGCGUGGCAGCUGGCCUGGCGCUCGCUUGCACCUCCUCCCCCCGCCAAAGCGGCCGCCGCCGCUGCUUUGGUCAGCACGAGCUGUCGCGAUAAGGCUCUGACCUUUUGUUUUCUGUUGGCGUGUGUGGUGUGCGCCUGUACCAUGUCGCUGUCUCUCCAGUACUGAGCUGUCAGUGUUCGUAUUGUUUAGGAGUAUAUGACCUACGAAGUACGUAGUACGGUAGUAGAACUGGUGUUUGUUUGAGCAGAGUCGCCGGAGUAGGGGAAUAUUAGGGGUGAUUGGUUC